Messenger RNA from Fonsecaea multimorphosa CBS 102226, 1893 nucleotides. RefSeq lists its product as uncharacterized. The record is from RefSeq and is a predicted model, not a curated record. The transcript has 4 exons. Gene Ontology annotation, cellular component: nucleus. Bases 1 to 1893 code for a protein of 630 amino acids. Lineage: Eukaryota; Fungi; Ascomycota; Eurotiomycetes; Chaetothyriales; Herpotrichiellaceae.
AUGAUUGCCACCUCCUCCCUCAGCGCAGAAGGACCCGCUUCUGCUUCUCUCCCUCUCGUCGCUCACGAUGCCACCGAUCGUCCAGCCUCGAGGGCGCAGACAGCCGUUUCCGAGGCCAAAGAACUGCCCGUAACCUACUCCACCGAUGCCCUUUUACGCGAACCCCUUGAAGAAAAAGAACUACGUCAAGUCAAUGGUGGUCGCCGCGCCGAACAAGAGCUGCCUCGCCUACAAGCAAAUGCGCAGAUAACGCACGGCGACAGCUUGGAGCCCAUCCUUGAAGAUGAUCCCGCGUCCUUCAACCUCAUCGCUCCUCCUCCCCCGAACCAAGGCGAUAUCUUCUCAUUAGAGACCCAGACACAAGCGCUCUUCUCGAGGGGACAUCUACAGGUCAUCUUCGCCGAUCCCAGCUACCUCUUCAAGUUCACCUCUUUCCUUGGAAUGUACAGACCCCAGUCGGUGCCCAUGCUCGUGCACUAUCUCGAUUCCCUCAAAUCACUGCGGGCCAUCAAUUAUGCCGACGCCAUCUGCGAGGGCCUAGACCCCAUAGAAGGAUAUGAGUUUACACAAAGGCCAGUCAAGCCGACCAUCAACACGGCAUUGGAAGAGAGGGCGCACAAGGCUUUCGAGAUCUUGGCCAUGGAGGAACUGCCUGCUUUCAUCACACAUCAGUACAUACAAGUCGUGAGCAAUAGUAUCACCGCCAGAAUCACCGGCUCGCUCUCACCCCAACUCCGGGAAGCCUCGGACGGGUUGGCAGAGGUGUUUUGUUUGACGGACCCCUCCAGGCACGACAACCCAGUCGUCUUCGCCUCCGAAGAAUUCAACCGGACCACCCAGUACGGCAUGUCAUAUGUUCUGGGUCGGAAUUGCAGGUUCUUGCAAGGGCCUAUGACGAACCCGCACAGCCUGCGGAGGAUCCGAGAAGCUCUCAAAGCAGGCAGGCAACAUCAAGAAGUCCUUCUAAACUAUCGACGAGACGGCUCUCCCUUUGUGAAUUUGUUUAUGAUGGCUCCUCUUUCCGACAGUAGAGGCGUUGUCCGAUAUCACAUUGGGGCGCAAGUUGAUGUGAGUGGCCUUGUCAAAGACUGUUCAGAAAUGGAGUCCCUGCGAAAGUUGUUGGACCUGCGUGCUCGAGGCGAAGAUCCACCACAGCCUGAGAAGCCUAACCCGGAGAAAAACGACGAGCUGCGGGAAUUGAGCGAGAUGCUCAACCAGGGCGAGUUGAAUACCAUCAAGCGCCAUGGCGGUAAGAUGCACCGCGAAAUCGUCGAGGAUGACAUCGAGAGUGUCUCGUCCCACCAUCAGCCUCGACUGUUGCUCAAGGACCCGGACACCAUGGUGCCAUCGAUUGCCAGCAUCAAUGGUAGAUUGAGUGGCAUAUAUCAACAUUAUCUCCUCGUACGACCAUAUCCUUCUCUGCGCAUUCUCUUUGCAAGCCCGUCACAACGAUUGCCUGGAAUCUUACAAUCACCCUUCUUGAACAAAAUCGGCGGCUCCAAUCGAGUACGUGAGGAAUUGACGACGGCGUUUGCCGAAGGACGAGGCGUGACUGCCAAAGUCCGCUGGGUGACUAAAGGCGACGAUCAAGGCAAGAACAAGUGGAUUCAUUGCACGCCGCUACUGGGCCAGUCAGGCCAGAUUGGCGUAUGGAUGGUGGUGGUUGUUGAUGACGAAAAGAACAACGAAAGGUGGCCUCCUGCGUCGGGACGACUCCCACCCCAAGUGGCCGGCCCAGAGAGAAGCUGGACUCCGGCUCCCAGCAGCGGAUACCAGAUGGUCGGAUCGAACCACAACGCUGUUGGCGACAUCAACGGUGGAUUCUCGGAUCGGAAUGGCGGUGGCAGCCUCGGCAGUGCCAGCGGCAGCGCAACCAGCCUGAGGAUUGGAUGA